Molecule: messenger RNA, 810 nt
Organism: Xiphophorus maculatus (southern platyfish)
Lineage: Eukaryota; Metazoa; Chordata; Actinopteri; Cyprinodontiformes; Poeciliidae
Exons: 2
Coding region: 1-810 (269 amino acids)
Biological process (GO): sensory perception of taste; G protein-coupled receptor signaling pathway
Cellular component (GO): membrane
Molecular function (GO): G protein-coupled receptor activity
Source: RefSeq, a predicted model, not a curated record
AUGGGGAGGUUUAUGAGUAAAGUCGUUUGGCUAUCUGAAAUCGGAGUUCGACACAGAAACUUAUGGAACUACCUAACGUGGGCUCUAGUCAAUGGGCCUGUAGGCGUAAUCAACUUCAUAAUUAAUGCAUUUUACAUCUUCUGCAUCGUGUGUCCUCUCCAUGGAGAAAGGAUCAAGAAACCUCUAAAGCUACUUCUGGGCUCCUUGGUUGUCAGCACCAUUGUUUAUUUCUUAACAGCUUUUAGGAUGUUUUUUUCUGAGAAAACUGCUGACAGGAUCGCUGAAAUAUAUCUUGUGAUCACACUUGGCUGUUUGUCCAGCAGCGUUUCCUCCUCUGUCUGGCUGAACUUCUUCUAUUACACUCAGUUUGUUCCUGCACAGAGAGCCAUCUUCAUCUGGAUUAAGAAGAACAUCAAACCAAUCAUCUUCUUCAUUUUUCUUUUAGAAAACAUUUACAGUUUACUGGAUUUAGUCUUGGUUAUUAUGGCUCCCUAUCCUACUGGAUCUGAACUUAACAUGACUUCUGCGGUGGAACAGGCAUCUAUCUGCAAACCGGUGGAAGAGUUGCUGAACCAGACUGUGGACAUAUAUGCUAUUAUGGUUAUCAUAAAACAGGGUCAUUUUUAUCUCUCGUUUGUUGUUAUGAUGACAUCUAGUUAUAUCAUUGUAGCCUAUAUAGGAAUGCACAUUCAGCGUAUGGUUAUAAAUGGACAGUCCCUUUCCAGUGCUCGGCUCAGUAGCCAGUUGAGAGUCACUAUCACUGGCAUCAUUCCUGUAAUUCCUGUAUUUUUCCUUCGCUGUCUGGCAUGA